Molecule: messenger RNA, 7486 nt
Organism: Peromyscus maniculatus bairdii (prairie deer mouse)
Lineage: Eukaryota; Metazoa; Chordata; Mammalia; Rodentia; Cricetidae
Gene: Slc7a2
Product: solute carrier family 7 member 2
Biological process (GO): L-arginine import across plasma membrane; L-ornithine transmembrane transport
Cellular component (GO): plasma membrane
Molecular function (GO): L-ornithine transmembrane transporter activity; L-arginine transmembrane transporter activity; L-lysine transmembrane transporter activity
Source: RefSeq, a predicted model, not a curated record
ACUCGAGGCGUGCACGAUCCCCGGCGGCCACGCGGGUCGUAGAACUUGGCAUAGGGCCUGUCACUGGGACUCCGCGAGUGUCCAUAGUCACUUUAGUUCUGGGGGACCCUCAGUAUCUCUCUCUCCGAGAGGGCAGCCUGCCUCCACACCCUCCACACGGAGUGGUCCCCCCGAAGUCGCCUUUCAGUCCCUUGGGAUUCUUGGUUUAAAUUUGGAACAAGGCUUGGAUCGCUAGAAGUCUUUUCCCAUCCUCCUCUGGAUCUGUAAGACAGGGUGCUCUCUUCACCAUGAUUCCCUGCAGAGCGGUGCUGACUUUUGCGCGAUGUCUGAUCCGGAGAAAAAUCGUCACGCUGGACAGUCUAGAAGAUUCCAAACUCUGCCGCUGCUUGACCACCAUGGACCUCAUCGCCCUGGGGGUUGGAAGCACUCUCGGAGCUGGAGUUUAUGUCUUGGCUGGGGAAGUCGCCAAAGCAGAUUCUGGCCCCAGCAUCGUGGUGUCCUUCCUCAUCGCCGCCCUGGCUUCAGUGAUGGCAGGCCUUUGCUAUGCUGAAUUCGGGGCCCGGGUUCCCAAGACGGGGUCUGCGUAUCUGUACACAUACGUCACGGUUGGAGAACUGUGGGCCUUCAUCACUGGCUGGAAUCUCAUCCUGUCAUAUGUCAUAGGUACAUCCAGUGUUGCAAGAGCAUGGAGUGGCACCUUCGAUGAACUUCUUAACAAACAGAUUGGUCAGUUUUUCAAGACGUACUUCAAAAUGAAUUACACCGGCCUGGCGGAAUAUCCAGACUUUUUUGCUGUGUGCCUUAUAUUACUUCUGGCAGGUCUGUUAUCUUUUGGAGUAAAAGAGUCUGCCUGGGUGAAUAAAUUCUUCACAGCUAUUAAUAUUCUGGUCCUUCUCUUUGUAAUGGUGGCCGGGUUUGUGAAAGGAAAUUUGGCCAACUGGAAGAUCAGUGAAGAGUUUCUCAAAAAUAUAUCAGCGAGUGCCAGAGAACCACCUUCUGAGAACGGAACAAGCAUCUAUGGGGCUGGGGGCUUUAUGCCCUAUGGCUUCACCGGAACUUUGGCUGGCGCUGCAACUUGCUUUUAUGCCUUUGUGGGCUUUGACUGCAUUGCCACAACUGGUGAAGAGGUCCGGAAUCCCCAAAAAGCUAUUCCCAUCGGAAUAGUGACUUCCUUACUGGUUUGCUUUAUGGCCUAUUUUGGGGUUUCUGCAGCUUUAACGCUUAUGAUGCCUUACUACCUCUUGGAUGAGAAGAGCCCCCUUCCUGUAGCAUUUGAAUAUGUUGGCUGGGGUCCCGCCAAAUACGUGGUUGCUGCAGGCUCCCUCUGCGCCUUGUCAACAAGUCUUCUUGGAUCCAUUUUCCCAAUGCCUCGUGUAAUCUAUGCUAUGGCGGAGGAUGGGUUGCUUUUCAAAUGUCUAGCUCAAAUCAAUUCCAAAACGAAGACACCAAUAAUUGCUACUUUGUCAUCGGGUGCAGUGGCAGCUGUGAUGGCUUUCCUUUUUGACCUGAAGGCUCUUGUGGACAUGAUGUCCAUCGGCACCCUCAUGGCCUACUCUCUGGUUGCAGCCUGUGUGCUCAUCCUCAGGUACCAACCUGGCCUGUGUUAUGAGCAGCCCAAAUACACCCCUGAGAAGGAAAUUCCGGAAUCGUGUACCUGCGCGACGUCAAAAAGCGAGUCCCAGGUCACCAUGAUACAAGGACAGGGUUUCAGCCUCCGGACCCUCUUCAGCCCCUCUGCCCUGCCCACGCGACAGUCGGCUUCCCUCGUGAGCUUCCUGGUGGGAUUCCUGGCCUUUCUCAUCUUGGGCAUGAGUAUUCUAACCACGUAUGGAGUCCAGGCCAUUGCCAGACUGGAAGCCUGGAGCCUGGCUCUUCUCGCCCUGUUUCUUGUUCUCUGCACGGCCGUCAUUCUGACCAUUUGGAGGCAGCCACAGAAUCAGCAGAAAGUAGCCUUCAUGGUCCCGUUCUUACCCUUUCUGCCAGCCUUCAGCAUCCUGGUCAACAUCUACUUGAUGGUCCAGUUAAGUGCGGACACUUGGGUCAGAUUCAGCAUCUGGAUGGUGCUUGGCUUUCUGAUUUACUUCGCUUAUGGUAUUAGACACAGCUUGGAGGGUAACCCCAGGGAUGAAGAAGAUGAUGAAGAUGUUUAUUCAGACAACAUGCAUGCAGCAACAGAAGAAAAAUCCGCCAUGCAAGCAAACGACCAUCACCAACGAAACCUCAGUUUACCUUUCAUAUUCCAUGAAAAGACAAGUGAAUGCUGAUGCUGGCCCACGGUUUUACCACACACAGCUUACAAGGAGUGAACUAUGGCAGGACGUCACCAUCAUGCUGGGAUGUCAUGGGUUUGCUGCAGAGAUGGUCCACCUAAGUUAUAUUUCCUCCUCCAGACAGCUUCUCUUCAGAUGGUGAAUUAUGGGUCUGGGGAAACUGCCUGAGCGCACUCCUCAGCAAUGAGUAUCCCCAAAGUAAUGUGUCUGUGUGCGUACAUGUGUGUUUGGGAAUGUGAGUGUUAAGUGUCGUUGGUUUUUAUUACUAUGUGGCAUUGUUCCAGCGUUGUGAUGGGUGACAGAUCCUGCACGUACUGAUAGAGUAUAUUGCCCAAUAGAAGUGUGUUCUGCAUAUGUCCUAGGUAGUUAAGAUAAUAGUGAUGGUUUUCCUUAGUAGGUCUGUGACUGUCAAUUUGGACAUACUGAAAAUGUAGCCACCUUUCAGAGGUUUAGCAGUGGUCAGGAGUGGGGAGGGGAUAAGGAAUGAGCCUUUUCUAUAGAUGACAGUGCCUCUGUAGAAUUUUUACACAUCUUCUUCUCCUACUUGUUAGGACAGUUCACUAAAACUUCAGCCCUGGGGAGUGUUUGGUUUUUAAGUAUGACAGGAUGGAGAGAGAGAGAGUCUGUGACAUCAGAUGAUCACUCCUGUUUGUGAGAGCCUUGAUCCUUACACAUAACACUUCCACCUGCUAUAAGUGAUAUGCUUCCCCAACCCCAGCCCCACUGAAGACUCAGGAGAGGUACCAGGGCCUCCUUGGGACCCUUUAAGCCAGAAAAUGAAGGUGGUCCCAUGGCCGGAAGACCAGAGGCGUAGACAGAGGCUCAGAUAGGCUUUCUGUUUUUAAAAGUGAAUGAAGACAGUCCAGGUCCCCAUGUCACACAUUUGGUGGAAUGGUUCAGGUUGUUUUCCGUUACUAAGCACCCAAUCACAGCUCAGCGGCUGUCACUGCAUCAGCCGCUCUUUUGCUUCUGAUAGUUUCUCUGAUCUAGAUGGAAAGGGACACUGUAGCAAAUUCUAUCUUUACAACAUACAAAGAAGAAGAAGAUGAAGGGGUGUGGGGAAAUACCUCUAGUCCAGUCUCACGGGGCAUUGGGGCCCAACUUAUGGAUUUUGAGACCUAAUAUACCUCUGAUGUUUCUUUUAGAAAUGUUUAGAGAUUCCUGCUCCACCCCACCCCAUCAUUUAUCACUUUUUCUUUCAUUUGCUUUUAAAUGACCGCAUUAAGCCUAUUAACACAAGCUCUGAUAUUAUACAAUCAAUCAUCAAUUACUUUCAGAACACAGUUAUUUAAAACUUUGAGUUAGAUAACCAAAUUGAAUUAAAAACACAGUGAUCUUUGUAUAUGAUUAAAUAAAUUUUAUAUGUAAGAUUCUCUGCUACAUUUUACUUUAUAGGGUUCACUGAUAAUGGAUUAUACAUCUCCAAUCUUUCUUAUUCCUCAUGAGUUAAUUUUGUAUGAAUAAUUAAAUGGUUUGUCAGGUAAAUUUAGAGGCUAGACACUUAACACAGGUGUAGCACUCCCAGGAGACUGUGUGUUACCAGGAAUGCUAGUUACCUGGCGUAAUCCAAAGACAAGGAAAACAGUUGCUUUCUCAUAAUUUUUCUAAGAGAUUGUUUAUUUUACUGAUGCUGUUUAAAGGCAAGUUGCAAUCCUUCAUGUGGAAGUAGACAUUUAUUGAGAUUAAUUAUCAGACAAGCAGGCAAAGGUUCUGGGUUCUUGGCUGUUAGGGGUGCCUCCCUAACCCAGGGCUCAGUGCAGACAUUCCAAAAUUUCCAGGGUGCACGUGAUAAAAUCUGAAGCCCAGACACUCUUUCCAAACUGCUUGCUUUACUACAGAAGAAAAGUAGGAGAAGCAAAGGCUAAAAUAGUUUGGAGAGGUCUAUAGGCAUGAUCAGGAAUUCUUGCUAUCAUUAAUGGCUGCCCAGAGAGGGAGAAUCAAGGAUGAGCUCCCUGGUCAGUGACGUGAUCCCAAUUGGUCAGCAUUAAAUACUUCUAUACACAAGCAAUACUUAAUGGACUCAGCAGGUUCUUUAUACACACACACACACACACACACACACACACACACACACACACACACGUAUGUAACAAUCAUAAAGAAGAGGUCAUGGAUUUGAUAGACUAUUGGGGCAAUUGUAGCGGGGGGAGGGGAAGGGAGGGUAGAAAAUGAUCAGAACUGUAAAUUCAUGUAAAAAAAUUCUCAAAAAAUUUUAAAUUUAAAUUUAAAAAAAUCCUUGCUGUUACAGCAGUGCUCUUUGCUCAAAAUGUGAAGAACUUCAUACAUGAAUGUCUGAAUGUCUUACUGUAACAAAAAACAGAUUUGUUUGGACCGUGAUAGGCAACUAGAAGUACUAUGCCCACUGUGUUCAGUUAGGAGCAGAAUGUUCACACCAAAACACGUUGGAAACACAGAUGUCUGUGAAGAGAUGUUUUGUCAGAGACCAUACUCUUCUCUUUUUUUUUUUUCUGUGAAGACCCAAAUGGACAGGCAUGUCUGUAUGUGUAUAACGUUUAUAAACACAUUGGUAUAUGUAUGUGUGAUGUAUAUUUGUGUGUGUUUGUGGGGGGAGGGGGCAUUCGGUUAUCAGUGUCUAAGUUGGGUUUCUGAUGAGCUUUGGAUGUCAUAUUGUUACAUAGAUAAAAACCCAAUUGCUGUGGAGAGAGAUUAAUGUUUUAUAUUGAUAGAUAUUUUAGAUUUUUAGCUAUUUUAAAAUAUACAAUUUUAUAUGUAUGUUUUCUAUAGAUAGAUUCUUUAAGACAUAUUUAUCAUGUUUCUAAUAUGAAAUCACUAGACUAUACUAUAUUAUGACAGGUGCUUUGGAAUCUGAAUGGAGUAGGGGUAGGAACCUUGGGGUAUUCUUUUUUGUGUCUAUAGUACUGUUUCUGACACACAUGUUCUUGGGUGUGCUGGGCAGUAAACGCCAGUACUACCAGCUCUUUGCCAACCCUCUGUCCUCCCAAACUUGAGUUCAUAACACUUUGAACAUAACAUCCUAUUCUGUUUUGUAGGAUCACCAAAAUAUUUUGUAUAGAUUUGACUAGUGGGCAAAUGCUCCAGAAUCUCAAAUGUGGACACCUUCUAUUCAUCAUGAUGAGCAAAAGCAGUUUGUAGUACUUUUUUUUCUUACACUAAGAACUGUGUUGUUGGUAUUUUCAAUGAGAUUGUCUCAUCACAGCACCUUAACUUCAUGCCUUCACAAAAGAGAAUGCUCUGUGAAUUAGCACAUAAAUGUCAGGCCAACCAUAUAUUUAAAAGGACGGUUAUAAAAAUUCAAGGUUAAAGCUCCUGAGAAAAACUUAACUAGAAUCUUUGAGAUAUAAAAACUAUCUUAAUCUUGUUUCCUUAGUGAUAAAAAUGUCAAGAAAAAUAACCAAAAUAUUAUCUAUAUACAUGUAUAUAUCAUAUACAAAUAUAUAUCAAUGUUAAUAUGUAGACUCAACAUUGAAACUACUUUUGGUAUGUUACCUUUAGUACUACUAGCUGUAAUUGAUUUAAAAAGAAUACCAGCUUAUGAAUCAUCUUUCUAAAGAAUAAAAGGUUAGAUAAUUUUAGUUUUUAUAAAGUUUUUUUUUAUUUUAGUCAUUUUUUUCCAAGUCCUAAAUGUUUGCAGGUAGUUGUUUAAAAGGUUUUCUAAUAAAACACUGUAAUUCAGAAUUGUUACUAGAUAAUUUUCUAAGUUUGUUUGAAUAUUUAGCACAGGUGAAGAAAAGUAAUUGUCCUACAGUGCUAAGGACUCAGAAAGAAUACCUGCACCUUACCCUCUUCUUAUAUCAAGUGUGUGUGUGUACAUGUGCGCAUGUGCAAAUGUGGCUGUGUAAAAAAAAAAAUAUGUAUCCCAAAAUUGCCACCCAGAUAAUGAAGUUGCACUAAAGUCCCAGCUCUUGCUUCCUUGCAACAACCUAGGGAUUUCUCCAGAUACACUUCAAGUGGUAGUCCCCCAAAUACAAUUUCGACAGCACUUUAAAAGAUUGGGUUUAGUGUUAUUAAUGGAUGAUUCACAUUCACGUAGUGUGUAGGGGUUGGUGACAUGAGUGACGCUAACUGUUCUUUUUGCUAGUGCCCAAAUUGUGCCUUCUCUGUACGUUUUUCUAUUUUAUAUAUCAAGGAAAAGUACUGAAAUUCAUGUAGUAAAUAAUGCCAGCCAAGGUCAUCUUAGCUACAGAUGUGAAAAUAAGAUUGCUAGACUUUGUUGUUUAGCUGAGGUUUUUUUUUCCCUUGUAUACUUAUAUUUAUAGAAUUUAAAAUAGCUUUGUGGAUUUUGAGAGGUCUUAUACUACUGUUGUAUUGCUGGUUUAGGUGUUGGCUUUUGUAGUAUUCGUGAUUGUUUAUAUUUACACAGUUUUGGUCUUACUGAUUUCAAAUGUAUUCUGUUAUGACAUAACCCAGUUUGAACACUACUGGUCAGGAGUUCUGGACUUGUCUGUUCUUACGGCUGAAGCCAUUGCCACAGUCUCUGGGCUCUAAGCAGCCUUUCUGACCACUGAUAGGCCCGUAGAGAGUACAGCUAGGACCCCAGUUUGAUGCCACAGCCAGGCAGCCUACUGUACAUGGGUGUCUGUUCUUACACUUUGGCAGUGUCUACGAUAGUGAGGCAGAGUGGGAAGCAAAGGAUUUCUAAUGAGUAGAAGGUCAUCUGGGAUCCCUAACUUCAGUCCCAAAUAUCUCCUCAGUAUGUUAAGGUGAAUAAGGACCAAGAAAUAUCUAUGACUCAUGGGGGCGGGCUAUGUCUUGGAAUUGGCACAGUAGUGCCUGGCCUGCUGUGUUUCCUACAGGGACACAGCCUCCAGGUGAGAAAUGCAUGGCGAAAACCCUGUCGGUAGAAAGCCUUGUACUGCCAGCAGGGUGACCCUCUGUACCCACAAUUCAUGGAUGGGCCCCUCAUUUUUCAUGUCCACUAGCAGUGCCAAAUUGUUUUAUUGCUUUAUUUUGUUAUCAUUAUAUUUAAUAGCAGUUGGGCAUGGAGGCCUAAUGCAAUCUAAAAUUUCUAUGUCUACAAAACCCUACAAGUACCCUAUUGCACCUGUGCAAAUGUAAAAAUGUUUUGUUCAGUAGAUAAUUUUGAUGUUUUUAAUAAUUGGUGUUCCUUUUUACAUAUAAAGUUGGACUCUUUUUUUUAGAAUUUGUAAUAAAAACUAUUGCUGCUUUAACUAUUAUAAUGUUAUGCUUUAUAAUGUAACCAUGUGUUUUUAAAUAAAUCUUAAUAUGACUUAUAA